Molecule: messenger RNA, 2559 nt
Organism: Annulohypoxylon truncatum
Lineage: Eukaryota; Fungi; Ascomycota; Sordariomycetes; Xylariales; Hypoxylaceae
Product: trehalase
Exons: 2
Coding region: 245-2131 (628 amino acids)
Biological process (GO): trehalose catabolic process
Molecular function (GO): alpha,alpha-trehalase activity
Source: RefSeq, a predicted model, not a curated record
GAACACCCUCACUAAAUAUGAAGAAGGCAAGGGAACUAAAUCUCCUGACUCAGAUGAGGGGAGCAGGCAGCACUCACGCCAAUUCCUUGUCGAUGUUGAUAGUACCCUGGAGAGUCUACAAGCUCAAGAAGAUACCGAUGGAAACAUGCAAAUUACGAUCGAGGAUGCUGGUCCGAAGGUUAGUCCCUCAGAACCUCAUAACCUAGUCAUUGUGGAUUAGUCCCUAAAUUGUUUUAAUUAGGUGAUGGCUCUCCGAACUGCUGCGUCUGGCGGUUAUAACCGAUUUGACAUUCGAGGCACAUAUAUGCUCUCAAACCUCUUGCAAGAAUUAUACAUGGCGAAAGAAUUUGGUCGUAAACGAAUCAUCCUCGAUAUAGGCCGCUUAAAUGAGAACCCAGUUAGCAGAUUAUCUAGGCUUAUCAAGACUCAAUUCUGGGACGGCCUGACUCGUCGUAUCGACGCCUCGAGCAUCGAAAUAGCGGCGAAGGAUCCCAAAGACUGGACGGAUGAUCCGCGACCUCGCAUCUAUAUUCCGAGGAGAGCUCCGGAACAAUACGAGUUUUACCAAAAAGUUGCUCGUGACCGACCAGAAAUUCGGCUAGACGUUCUAUAUCUGCCUGAGAAGAUCACCCCCGAAGUAGUACGAGACAUGAAUGAUAAACCUGGGCUGCUUGCGGUCGAUAUGGAGGAAGUUGUAGACCCGAAGACUGGAGAGAAAACCCUGCGCGGGCUUCCGUUUGUGGUUCCCGGAGGGAGGUUCAAUGAGUUGUACGGGUGGGAUAGCUAUAUGGAGUCUCUUGGGCUACUAGUUAAUGACAAGGCGUACCUCGCCAAGUCGAUGGUCCAAAACUUUUGCUUCUGCAUUAAACACUAUGGCAAAAUCCUCAACGCAACUAGAUCGUACUACUUGUCGCGAUCACAGCCGCCUUUCUUAACCGAUAUGGCUCUUCGUGUGUACGAGAAAAUCCAGCACGAGCCUGGCGCCAUUGACUUCCUUCGCACGGCAUUCCUCGCCGCGAUCAAGGAAUAUUACUGCGUGUGGACGGCAGAGCCACGACUGGAUCCGAAGAGUGGUCUGUCAAGGUACCGUCCGGAAGGAUUAGGCGUGCCACCAGAAACGGAAGCUUCCCACUUCGUCCACAUCCUCGAACCCUACGCCAAGAAAUACAACAUGACGUUCGAAGAAUUUGUCAGAGCAUAUAACUAUAGAAAGGUUGACGAACCGGAAUUAGACGAAUACUUCCUCCACGACCGAGCAGUGCGAGAGUCGGGCCACGAUACGUCGUACAGACUCGAAAAGGUCUGCGCCAACCUUGCGACGAUUGACCUGAACUCGCUGAUCUACAAGUACGAGAUGGACAUUGCGCGUACGAUCCGCAAUGUCUUCGGGGAUAAACUAGAGAUCCCGGCCGAAUGGUGCGGCGGUGACAUGGUUCCCGGUCAAGUGGAGACGUCAGCGAUCUGGGACCGGAGAUGGAAGAGGAGAAGGGCAGCGAUCCAUAAGUACUGCUGGAACGAUGAUAAGGGCAUGUAUUUCGACUACGACACCGUCAAGCAGGAGCAGUGCACGUACGAGAGCUGUACGACGUUCUGGCCACUGUGGGCUGGCGUACCAGAUCCGGAGCGCGCGGCUAAGGUGGUCAAGUGCGCGUUGCCUAAGUUCGAGGCGUACGGAGGUCUGUUGUCAGGUACGGAGGAGAGCCGCGGCGCGGUCAGCCUAGAGAGACCCAACAGACAGUGGGAUUAUCCGUACGGAUGGGCGCCGCAGCAGAUGCUGGCGUGGACAGGGCUGUACAGGUACGGAUACGCGGACCUGGCGCAGAAGCUGGCAUAUAAGUGGCUGUUCAUGGUGACCAAGGCAUUCUUCGACUUCAAUGGUGUAGUAGUGGAAAAGUACGAUGUUACAAGGCCUGUAGACCCGCACCGCGUGGAUGCGGAGUACGGUAACCAAGGAUUGGAUUUCAAAGGUGUUGCUAAGGAAGGGUUCGGUUGGGUCAACGCGAGCUACGUGUACGGCCUCCAGUUCAUCAACACUGAGAUGAAGAGGGCACUAGGGACCCUAACGCCGUACGAGACGUACGAAAGGGCCCAGCAGCUGAAAGAGGAGAAGCUCUUACAGGAGCUGGCCUGAAUUCACCUUAGAAAUAAACUAAGGCCAAACUGAUGUUUUGCGAACGGGGAUGACAGAUACCGCUCGCUUAAAAUUCCCUACCAGUUACUGUGGACAAGCAUUGCUUUUUUUGUAUGCUCCUAACCACCUGACGAAUCAUCAUUUUUUUCUAUGCAUGGUUAUUAUUAAGGCUGAUGGCUGGGCUGGGGACGGAAGAUGAUAGAUGGAGAUGGCAGGGAAGAAUAAGUCGUAUCCGUGUGCACUGCAUCUGAUGUAGGUAGUAUCGUAGUGUGUAGGACGAUGAAUAAGUAUUGUCUAGUCUCUACCUAGCUUGGGGUUUGAGGAUAUGUUGAAGAUGAGGUUUCAAGUGACGAGAUUGACGAUUAAUGAAAUGGUAACGAUACUCACUUCUACCAACCUAAAACCCUAUUCAUAUCAAAUAGGAUAAU